Sodiomyces alkalinus F11 is the source of this 2510-nucleotide messenger RNA. RefSeq names its product ORC2-domain-containing protein. Bases 117 to 2135 code for a protein of 672 amino acids. Gene Ontology annotation, cellular component: nuclear origin of replication recognition complex; nucleus. Gene Ontology annotation, molecular function: DNA replication origin binding. The transcript is spliced from 2 exons. Lineage: Eukaryota; Fungi; Ascomycota; Sordariomycetes; Glomerellales; Plectosphaerellaceae. The record is from RefSeq and is a predicted model, not a curated record. Gene Ontology annotation, biological process: DNA replication.
CUCCCUUACUCAACUUGAGCCGGCGUCUCUCGAACCACAUAACCACAUCCUCCACAACUAGACGAGUCUUCUCUAGAGAAUCAGCUUCUUGUCAGUCUUACUGCCACAUCUCCAAUAUGGCACGCCGGAAAUCCGACACUGAAGAGACUACCGAGUCUCCAAGUCCUCAGUCCCGACGGAAACGAGCUCGCGAUCACGAAGACGCCGAAGAGACAGAACCAGAUACUCCUUCCAAAAGGAAACGCACCUCAGCCCGGGCCCCGAGUUUCCAAGGGGAUUUAUACGAUGUACCAGAGGAAGAUGACUCGGUUACCGUGUCAGAGCCUCCUCCCGUCACCGAGACACCCAAGAGGAAACGAGGGAGGCCACCAAAAAAUACGAGCACGACCACGAGCACAGUAUCGGCAGUCUCUGCUGCAGCUGUCCCGGGUCGUACAGCCAAUGGAAAUGUUAGCAACUCUGCAGAAACUAUUGCUUCCACCACUGCAUCCACCACUGCAUCAGUAGUAGAGACGCCCAAGAGGAAACGAGGCAGGCCACCAAAGAACAAGGACGUGCCGACACCCGCAGCCAACCUUACCGCGACGCCAUCCAAGCUGCAACAACCCCGAUUCGAAACACCUUCCAAGGCCACAGGCCCCAAUGCCUUCACUCCGCGGAAAAGAGCGGCCGUCGACCGAUCUGCCAAGCGUAAAAGUGCAAGGGCCCUCAUUGAGCGAGCUGUCAGAGACGACGUGAGCGACGACGAAAACGAAGACGGUCUCGUGCGAGAAAUUUACGAGUCGAGCGACGACGACGACGACGACGAAAACGAGGACGAGGAUCAAAACGAGGGAGAUGUCGCGGAAGCCCAAACUCCUUCCAAAACGCCGUCGCGCCGCGGUAGGAAGCCCAAGGCCCGAUCACCGACUCCGCCGCGCGACCUCCCGCCCCACGAGCUAUACUUCUUGCACAAUAAGCCCGGCCGCCCCAGAACAUCCAACAACACCUUGGCCUCUCUCGACCUGCUGACCCACGAGGAGUACUUCUCGCUGCUACGGACCCACCGCGACCACCACGAGGACGACCUCACCUUCCUCCAGUCCCUCCACGAGGCCUCCUUUCCCCAGUGGUCCUUCGAGCUCUCCCAGGGCUUCAGCCUCUGCCUCUACGGCCAAGGCUCCAAGCGCGCCCUCCUCACCCGAUUCGCCGAGCACAUCCACGCUUCGUCCAUCCACCACCGCGACCGGGACCGGGACCGGCACAAACUCGUCAUCGUCAACGGCUACGUCCGCUCCCUCGCCCUCCGCGACCUCCUCAUCACCAUAGCCGCCGCCAUCGAUCCAGACCCAGAAUCCGCCUCCACCGCUACCACCGACCCGGACGCCGCCACCGCCACUGCCGCCACCACCGCCACCGCCAUCCCCCCAUCAUCGGCCGUGAAGCUCCCCGCCCAACCCCACGCCCUCCUCCACGCCCUCACCGCCCGCCUCACCGCAACCCGUACGACCCUCACCCUCCUAGUAAACUCCAUGGACGCACCCCCCCUCCGCCGCCCCGCCAUCCAACACGCCCUCGCCCACCUCGCCUCCCACCCGUCCGUCCGCCUGGUCUGCACCGUCGACACCCCCGACUUCCCGCUCCUAUGGGACGCCGCCCGCCGCGCCGCCUUCAACUUCCUCUUCCACGACGCCACCACCCUCCGCCCGCUGGACGUCGAGCUCGACCCCGUCGACGACGUCCACGACCUGCUGGGCCGCCGCGCCCGCGCCGUCAACGGGAAAGUCGGCGUCGUCUUCGUGCUGCGCAGCCUGCCCGAGAACGCGAAGAGCUUGUUCCGCUUACUCGUUACCGAGGUGCUGCUCGCCAUGGAUGACGAUGGCGGGGGCGGGGAUGGUGGGAACGCUUCUUCCUCUUCUUCCGCCCACUUGCGCGGCAGCGAUGCGGAGAACCCGGGCGUGGAGUACAGGAUGCUGUAUAACAAGGCUGUUGAGGAGUUUAUUUGCAGUUCUGAGAUGGCGUUCCGGACUUUGCUGAAAGAAUUCCAUGACCACCAGAUCAUCACGAGCAAGAAAGAUGCCAUCGGCACGGAGCUUCUCAGCGUUCCCUUGCGUAGGGAGGAGCUGGAGGCCAUAUUAGAAGAACUGAUGACUUGAUGCCGGAAGAUAAACGAACAACAAAAGGACUAGACUGUUGGUGAGGUUCCCGUGGAGCCAGAUUGCUCCCUGGCUGAUGAUGCUUCGGACCGGCUACAUAUUUGCGACCUUGAAUUAAUUAUAUCAUCAAAAUGUCCAUCCAUGCUUUAUAGUCAGCUUUCCCAUAGCUCCAAGAAGUGGCCAAGAAGACAGUAAAGAAAUCCACCGACCCCCCCAAACGCCGUUCGGUGUCGUUGACCGAGAAGAAAUAAAAGUCCCCUUUCCAGUCAGGUCGCCCGAAGCCCAAGGCCAAAGACCGUAAUCGACUAAACCCCCAAACUUUUAACGCACGUCCACAGAACAAUAGGCACAAUCACAUUAUCAUUCCCGCCCGUC